GGACAGAGAUGGGGGUGGCUGGGAGGCCGUGGGAGAGGGCAAGGAGCCUCAUAGGGGCGCGUGGAGAACGAGGGACACAGCAGGCUGGGCAGGACUCUCAGGAAUGUGUGAGCUAUCUGUUCUGCCAGGGCCCAGAGAGUCACCUGCUCCUAUUGCUGCUAUUCUAAGUGCUUCCCACCCUCUUCCCCUCCACUUGGGAGGUUCCCUGUCCUGAGGGCUCCCUGUCCCUCCCCCAUCCCCGUUAAUUUCAGAGCCCAGCCUCCUGCUUUCUCUGUUUCAGAGGGCUCUGCCUCCAGAAGUCUCCCCAGCUCUGUUCUUCUGGCUUGUUCCUUCUCUCCCACUGUCCCACCCCACUUCCACACACCCCAGUCUGACCGGUCCAGCCCCCAGCCUCCACUUUACCUUGCUCCACUGCAAGCCUCUGGGGCUACAUCCCCACCCAGCCCCUUGUGCCCCACCUGGCUGGGCCAGUGUUUUGGGGUUGGGCCACCCUCUUGGCCCCCUGGAAUGGGACAUGUAACCCCCACCUCACCUCUCUGGUUUGCCUGGAGCUGGCAGAAGAACCAAGUCUGUGGGGCAUGGGACUUCCCUUUCAUGAGGGAAAAUGGGCUAGGGUGUAAAAUACCUCGAUCCCACAUGGGAUUGAGGAUGCCUGGCCAAUCCCAGAAUCUGGGAUGGGAGAACAGAGGGUGCCUGGUGAAUCCAGACUGCUCAUGUGCUCUGGGUAACAAGAACCUUCAUGUCCCCAACAGGGCCUGGCAGUUGGAAGGUACUUAAAUUAGUGGAUGGAUGGGAGGGUGGAUGGGUGGAUGAGUGAUAGGGGUCUAGGCAUUUAGGGAAUGAAUCCCAGGGAAAGAGAGAGUACAUUUGUUUAUCCAGUAUCUUCUUUGGGUCAGGUCUUGCCUCUUACCUCACCAAAGCAACUCUGUGAUCCCCACUUUCUAGAAGAGGAACCUAAGACUGAGGAGAGGAAGGUUUUAGAAAACUUGCCCCAGAGCACCCAGCUAAUAAGUGCCAGGACUGCGUUCUGAGCCUGGGUCUAACCCCAAAGCCACAUUCUCUCCAUUCUCCUACUGGGAUGCUUGUGUCGCAAGAGAAGAGGAGGCGGCAACCAUCUCUAGGAUGCCCUUUCUCUGCAGGAGAGGGGCAGGGACAGCUCUCUCAAGCUGGGCAAGGAGCCUAGCCCCUCGCCUCCCCGUCUUCCCAGCCUCCCAGCCCAGCUCCACCCCAAAGGCACCACAGAUCCGGGAGGGAGUGUAGACAGGGCAGCCGGAUGCUACUUUGUUGGCCUCUGGCCCAGCCCCUGCGGGCUCUUAAGAACACAGCAAGGGAGCAGGGCUGGUCCUUGUCCUCAAAAUCAGAAGAACCUUCCCACCUCUCCCAGAUGUCUUGCUGCUUCAUCUGAUCCUCAUUUUGAGGCUAUUUCAUUGACCUUCAAAAAGGAAGCCCAGCCUCUAGAGGUGUCCUUGCCCCAGGACCCAAAAGUCCUUUGGGCUGGCAUCUCUAGUUGUGCAUAUUGUGCACUGCACAACUCCAGAGAGCACCACUUGCAUUUGAAGUCACUUCACACUUGAAGUCAUGACAAUUUUUGGAAGAUGGCAGUAAAUGUCUUGAAGAAGGGCAUUUUGUUCUGAUUUACCCAGUCGCCUUUGGGCUUGUGGUCAGGGCUGAUCCCACCCAGCCAGCCUCAAGCUUCCUGCUCCUGACCCUGCCUAGGAAUGCCAGAAUGGUGCCCACAGCCCCUCACUUAGGGGGUUCUUGAAGGGAGGGAUUGGGUUGUCAGCUAGAGUCCUGGUCCCUUGAAGUGUUAAUGUUAGAAGGUGACAGUGGAAAAUGCUGUCAGAAACUCGCCAACACUAGACAAACAGGAGAUAGUCAUCUAUCAGCUAAGAAAUGUUUAUUGAUGUAUUAUUACUUUAUUUCUGGCAAGAAUGAACAACUUACUUGGCAUCUUUACCUGAGUGUCCGCCAAGUAAGGCCAGUGUUCCUAUUCCUGUGAAUUUGCCCCUCUUUGGUCUCUGUGUGUCUGUGUGUACUAGGGGUGGGAAGACAGGGGUCUGUGGUGGCCCAGUCUCCACCCAGGUGUCUCAGAUUGAAAUAGCUUGAAAACUGCUUUGAUUCUCCAGUCUUAAAUUUGUCUUCUCCCCCCACACUCCAGAAUUCAUAUGUAUCCUUACCCCACCCUACCCUGUUCUGCUCUCUCAGGCCUGGUCACCCCCUUAGUUACUCCACCUGUCAGAGCCUUCUGCACCCAGAGCUUGGAUGGGGAGUGGAAAAUUCCCAGCUCUCAUGCUCCCUUCCUGGCUGCAGGGCCUCAUCCAAAGGUCACCUUGAAUUGAACGCUAAUUCCCCCCACGGGGAAGCAAGUUGGGAUUGACAGCCAGGAGAAAGAGGGUGCAAGCACAUGGGAUGCAGCAUGUUGGGGCCACUGACUCUGAGGGGCAAAGCUGGGGCCUGGAGGCCAGGGUGGGUGAUCCUGAAGCACAAGAGCCCUGGCUGGAGGGUUGGCCUGGGACUGAGGUGGCCAAGGCAGAAGCUGGACGGGGAUGGGUCAUGAGCCGUGGCGUGGAGGCGGGAGUGUGAGGCCUGAGCUGUGGGGAAAGGAGUCUGAGUGGAUAGGGCAGGGCAUGAAGGCCUGUGCAGGCUCUGGGCCACCAAGAGACCAGAGAUGGGCCCUGGGGGAAAGCCAGGUUCUGGGACCCAGAGCCUGGCCCUGGGGACCAUUGAGCCAGGCCUGAGUCGACCUCUGGUGGCCACUUAACAAACUGCAGCCAGACCUCUGUCCCUUCCCUGUAUCCACUCCUAGGUUUUUUCAAAGCCCCUGCUCCUAUUCCCCAUGUCCCACCUCCUGCCUCACUUUCCCACCUCUCCUUAAGCCCUUGUUACCUCCAAGACCUCAGACCCCAGACUCAGGUUCCAGUGCCAGAGGCUAUACUUAUCUCAGGGCUCUGGGCAGUUUGUGUUGCCUUGGUAACCUUUCCCAUUCCUCCUUGCCUUCACUGUGGGAGAUGGGGGACCUUCUGGCUGGGCCCCAGGCAGUGUCGGGAUGUGGGCUUUGUGUCUGUGGGGUGCUCACAGUCUAAAGAAGAGGACAAAGCGCGGGAAGUAUCCUCCAUCUCAGCUUGGAGGAGCUGAGGCCUUGAGGUUGGCUGUGUUAGUCCAGAGUGGGUAGGAUGGGGUCAUCCUCCCAGGGCUAGGCUCUCCCUCACCUUCUACACCCCUUCCUACCCAGGCCUCUGGCCCCACAACCCCUCCCCUGAGUCAGCCCACCAGCUGACGUCCCUCUGCCGGCCCCCUUCCCUGCACUCUGGGAUUGGUGCCAGGGUGAGAAGGGGACACUGGUACUGACCGUUCCUGGGAAUUCCCGCCCACCGUGGAGUCUGUGGGAGGGGGUCCCCGUGUCCCUCAGGAGCCAAUAGCAGCCAGGCUUUGCCCUGGGGGGAGGUGUAUAUCUUUCAGACCAGCACCCCCUAGGCACUGUCUCUUCUCUGCCUGCCUGGCACCAGCCAGACCCUGCUCUGCCCGGGGGGCUCUGAGCCCCCCAGGCAGUCUUUCUGAACAACCAUCUUCCUUGGGGGGUUCUGAGGACCCUUUCCCCUUGGGGAUGGCCCAGCCAGGAAUCUCUGUCAAGUCCCUGGUGUCUUCGUAUGAGACCCGAGUGGUAGGGGUGGCUCCGGGGCCUCCCCGGAAAAAAGGCUGUGUCUCCUCUCCUUGUUCCCCUCGAGGGGCAUCUCCCAUCCGAGGGGCAUCUGGACCCUCACCCCACAGGGGCCUGGGGGGACCUGGGCAGCGACCCUCACCCUGCCGGGGGAUGGACAAAACCCUCCUGUCCUUGAUACUCUACUGUCACAGCGGCUCCGGAAGCCUCGUUGGAAUUGACAACAAGAUUGAAAAAGCCAUGAUUUUCUUCUGGAAACACAAAGCGAAGCCAAUCGUCUCAGAAUGCCCUGACUCCAAGAAAAGCAUGUUGAAGUUGGAGAAGACCCCCAACGUGGUUGAGACUUUAGAGUUGAUUGAACCCUCCAAAGAGUCUAAGACUUUCAACACGGAUGAGUCCCUGCAGGUGGCUGAUCCCUGUGGCACGCUGGCCAAGACAACAGGUGGGGCUGAGGUGGAGCUGGGUCAUGGUGGCUGGUCCCUGCUGCAGCUGCCCUGGUUGGCCAUCAAGUCUGUCUCUUUGCUCAUGAUCUCGUCCCUGCAGUCUGGCUGGCAAAUGUGCAGUGGGAAGUCAUCUGUGAGUUCUACCUCACUUAGCUCCCAAAUGAGGACCCGGUCCCCUUUGGAGUCACCGGAGCCUGAGAUGCUGUGGCAAGUGUACUUGGUGCUGUGGGCCAUUCGGAAACAACUGCGGCAGCUGGCCCACAGGCAGGAGAGGCGGAGGCGGAGGCGGCGCCACACCCAGGCCCACACGGGCCUCCGCCCUGCCCAUUUCCAUGCCUGAAACAGGAUAUCCGGAGUUCCCUCUAGGGGGGAGCUCCACAUCCUCAGAAAGCCCCCGCCUCACUCUUAGGUAAGGUUGAUAGGAGAGGUUAGGGCAGCAAGCCGAGAGUUGUGGAUGAGGAGAAGUUUCAUACUGUUACCUCUCCUUGGAAGCCCAAGACCAAGCCAGGGCCCCCACACUCCUCUUCAUUCCACGUAUUCAAUCUGUAAAAAAAAUUACCAAAUUGUUGGAAAAUAAAGAUCAGCUAUUUCAGAG
Molecule: messenger RNA, 4696 nt
Organism: Manis javanica (Malayan pangolin)
Lineage: Eukaryota; Metazoa; Chordata; Mammalia; Pholidota; Manidae
Source: RefSeq, a predicted model, not a curated record